UCUUGCUUCAAGUAGCAAUUGUCACUGAGCUCCCUGGCACCCAUCGGGUCUGCUGUGUGCCUGAGUCUAGCUGGUUGCAUACUGAUCCACAGAGGAUCUGGCAAGGAUGAAGAAGUGGGCUAACUUAGACUCAGGUGAGUCUGAGGACCCACCCCACGAGGAUUCCUGCCCAGACCCCCCUGAUGGAGACCCUAACUCCAAGCAAUCUCCAGCCAAGCCUCACAUUUUCUCCACGACCAAGAGCCGCACUCGGCUCUUUGGGAAGGGUGAUUCAGAGGAAGCAUCUCCUAUGGAUUGCUCUUAUGAGGAAGGUGAGCUGGCCUCCUGCCCAACCAUCACAGUCAGCUCAGUUGUCAUCAUCCAGAGGCCUGGGGAUGCUCUCACCUGUGUCAGGCAGCUGUCCCAGGACUCUGUCUCUGCUGGUGCUGAGAAGCCCCUCAAGCUCUAUGAUCGCAGGAGUAUAUUUGAUGCUGUCGCUCAGAAUAACUGCCAGGAGCUGGAGAGCCUGCUGCCCUUCCUCCAGAAGAGCAGGAAGCGCCUCACGGACAGCGAGUUCAAAGACCCCGAGACAGGGAAGACUUGUUUGCUGAAAGCCAUGCUCAACUUGCACAAUGGGCAGAAUGACACCAUCUCUUUGCUCCUGGACAUUGCCCGGCAGACAGACAGCCUGAAGGAGUUUGUCAAUGCCAGCUACACAGACAGCUACUACAAGGGCCAGACGGCACUGCACAUUGCCAUUGAGAGGCGGAACAUGGCACUGGUGACCCUCCUGGUGGAGAAUGGAGCAGAUGUCCAGGCUGCUGCAAAUGGGGACUUCUUCAAGAAAACCAAGGGGCGACCUGGCUUUUACUUUGGUGAGCUGCCCCUCUCCCUGGCUGCAUGCACCAACCAGUUGGCCAUUGUGAAGUUCCUGCUGCAGAACUCCUGGCAGCCGGCCGACAUCAGCGCCAGGGACUCAGUGGGCAACACAGUGCUGCACGCCCUAGUGGAGGUGGCAGACAACACGGCUGAUAACACCAAGUUUGUGACGAGCAUGUACAACGAGAUCCUGAUCCUGGGAGCCAAGCUCCACCCUACAUUGAAGUUGGAGGAACUCAUCAACAAGAAGGGGCUCACACCGUUGGCUCUGGCUGCCAGCAGUGGGAAGAUUGGGGUCUUGGCCUAUAUUCUCCAGAGGGAGAUCCAGGAGCCUGAGUGCAGACACCUGUCUAGGAAGUUCACUGAGUGGGCCUAUGGGCCCGUGCACUCCUCACUCUAUGACCUGUCCUGCAUCGAUACCUGUGAGAAGAAUUCAGUGCUGGAAGUGAUUGCCUACAGCAGCAGCGAGACCCCUAUGUUCUCCUUAAUAAUGAAUCAAUCCUUUCUCUGUGGAAGUGUUAAUCGCCAUGACAUGCUCCUGGUGGAGCCUCUGAACCGACUCCUGCAGGACAAGUGGGACAGAUUUGUCAAGCGCAUUUUCUACUUCAACUUCUUUGUCUACUGCUUGUAUAUGAUCGUCUUCACCACAGCCGCCUACUAUAGGCCUGUGGAUGGCUUGCCUCCCUACAAGCUGAAAAACACAGUUGGAGACUAUUUCCGAGUCACUGGAGAGAUUCUGUCUGUAUCUGGGGGAGUCUACUUUUUUCUCCGAGGGAUUCAAUAUUUCCUGCAGAGGCGGCCAUCUAUGAAGACCUUAUUUGUGGAUAGCUACAGUGAGAUGCUUUUCUUUGUGCAGUCCCUGUUCAUGCUGGGAUCCGUGGUACUGUACUUCAGCCACCGCAAGGAGUACGUGGCUUCCAUGGUGUUCUCCCUGGCAAUGGGUUGGACCAACAUGCUCUACUACACCCGUGGCUUCCAGCAGAUGGGCAUCUAUGCUGUCAUGAUCGAGAAGAUGAUCCUCAGAGACCUGUGUCGGUUCAUGUUUGUCUACCUCGUUUUCUUGUUCGGGUUUUCCACAGCGGUAGUAACACUGAUCGAGGAUGGGAAGAAUUACUCUGAGCCAGUUGAGUACACAUCACAUAGGUGGCGGGCUCCUGGCUGCAGGCCACCCGACAGCUACAACAGCCUAUACUCCACGUGCCUGGAGCUGUUCAAGUUCACCAUCGGCAUGGGUGACCUGGAGUUCACGGAGAACUACGACUUCAAGGCUGUCUUCAUCAUCCUGCUGUUGGCCUAUGUGAUUCUCACCUACAUCCUCCUACUCAACAUGCUCAUCGCCCUCAUGGGGGAGACCGUGAACAAGAUUGCACAGGAGAGCAAGAACAUCUGGAAACUGCAGAGAGCCAUCACCAUCCUGGACACGGAGAAGAGCUUCCUAAAGUGCAUGAGGAAGGCCUUCCGCUCAGGCAAGCUGCUGCAGGUGGGGUACACACCUGACGGCAAGGAUGACUACAGAUGGUGCUUCAGGGUGGACGAGGUAAACUGGACCACCUGGAACACCAAUGUGGGCAUCAUCAAUGAAGACCCUGGCAACUGUGAGGGUGUAAAGCGCACCCUGAGCUUCUCCCUGAGGUCAGGCAGAGUUUCAGGGAGAAACUGGAGGAACUUUGCCCUGGUUCCCCUUUUAAGGGAUGCAAGCACUCGAGAUAGGCACCAUGCACAGCCCGAGGAAGUUCAUCUGAAGCACUUUGCAGGAUCCCUUAAGCCAGAGGAUGCUGAGGUCUUCAAGGAUUCCAUGGCUCCAGGGGAGAAGUGAGGGACCCCCACCUGGGGUGCUCUCCAUGCUGGGCCUUUUGAUGCCCCACUGCCACGGAGGGGCUGUUCAGGGAACACCAGUGCCCUGUCAGCAGUGUGACCCUCUCAGGGCCUGCUCAGGCACAUUCCUAGGACUGCACUGGACCUGCUGUGGGAAGUGUGGUUGGGUGUGUGGGGAGAGACAUGCAUCCACCUACCGCUGUCCCAGGUGAAUCUUCAAACAGGAAGCCAUCUGCCUUUCAACUUCUCACUGACUUCAUUAAACAGUGUGAAGGGUAAGUCUGUACUUGGACAUAGCUUAGACCCUUGCUGCCUUUGAUCUUCAUGUUACUGAGAGUAAA
Molecule: messenger RNA, 3014 nt
Organism: Urocitellus parryii (Arctic ground squirrel)
Lineage: Eukaryota; Metazoa; Chordata; Mammalia; Rodentia; Sciuridae
Gene: Trpv1
Product: transient receptor potential cation channel subfamily V member 1
Biological process (GO): calcium ion import across plasma membrane
Cellular component (GO): plasma membrane
Molecular function (GO): calcium channel activity; protein binding
Source: RefSeq, a predicted model, not a curated record